AUGCCUUCCGUGUCCUUGCCUCGACCUGAGUUGUCGCAAACUGUCUGGCUCGGACCAUCCUGGCUUCGUAGCAACUAUGUUUGCGAGCCAGAAGUGAAGCCAGUCGCUGGUGUAUUGUUCUCCGACAUUGCUGUUUUGGACUUGGACUCGCCGUAUCUUCGCUCUCUGGUCCGGCGCAACAAACGGCGCCAAGGUUGGUCACUGGCCAAGCUGUUCACUGCACCGCCCCCUCGUCCAGCGCCUCCUUUGCACACCCGUUGUCAUGCUGAUCCACCUUCUGUUGAUCCAACAUCUGCUGCAAAGUCGUUUGACAUCCCGAAGUCUGCACAGGCUUUCCUCUCCUCUUUCGACUUGGUACCAUGCGAGAAUUUUGCAACCAGCCACUGCUGGUGGGCUGCCGCUGCCAUGCACACAAAAAAGAACAUCAUUGACUUGAUGCUAAAUGUGCUGGAUCACGCCCAAGCAUCGCAAGGGAUGUCCCUCCAACAUGCCUGGGCUUUGCUGUCGCCAGUGACUUCGACACAUCAAAUCGCUGCUGCAAUCAUUGCUUUGCGCCAGGAUUUCCCUUCUGGCUUGCUCAUUGCACAUGGUCCUGGGAAUGGCGUGUAUUUCUUUCACCCAGAUUUGCCUUACCAAUUCAUGCCAUUCACAUCUGCUUCCAGGUGGCGCAAAGCAUUCCCAACAACGCCUAUCAUGCUCUUCACACAAGUCCCUCCAGCCAACAUUGGGCAUUAUCAGCUCUGCGUGCCUGCAGUGCCAUUCCCAACCAAUCUUCCAGCCUCAGUUUCGGCUCUGCUGCUUCAUGAUUUGCACCCUAAUAAUGCGCAGUCUCCAAGCAGAAAUGAAACGUCUCCAAGCAUGGAUGGCCCAUCUGCGAGACAAAAUGUCCCGACGCCAAAAAUGGAAGGGGCCAGCUUCAAUCUUGCUUCUGAUCUUCAAGGUUGCAUCGACUUGGAUGCAGACAGCUGCAGCGAGCUAGAGCUGGACUUUAGUUGCUCGCAGGCCCUCCAGGUUCAAAGAGAGUGUCCCGUGCGGGUUUCCAUUCAAAUAGCAAAACGGGCAGUUGCACGAUUUCCAGACGAUCUGCCCCGUGCCAUUGCAGAGUCCUGUCGCAUUGCCUGCUCUCCCACACGUAGGCGAUCCCGUUCUCCAGUGCCAAUCCCAAGCAAUCUUCCAGCAUCAGUGUCUGUUGUCCCGCUUCGUGAUCUACAGCCCAAUAAUGAGCUCUUUGGAUUUGCGCACUCUCCUGAUCUGUCUUCCCGUUCUCCAUCCGUUCGCAUCGUGGUUCAUUUGGAUUCAGAUAGCGGCAGCACUGCUCAUGAGUCUGAAUUUGCUAGUGCCGUGCCAGUCACCCCACUUCCGUGGCAACCUUCGCCAAAUCCAUCGUUCUCUCCUGCCCCUGCAACAGAGCCGGAUUCACCAGCGUCUUCCGUGACACAGCCCUGCGCCAUUUCGCCGACAAUUCCAUUCACUGUGGAUUGCAUGGUGCCUGCAACCUGGUUAGACCCAUUGCAUCGUUCAUCUGCAUCGCCCAUGGGAUAUUUCCAGCCUGAAUCAUCGUUCGCGCCCGAUCGGGUGAUUGAAGAAGCUGCCGCACCAUCUGCUGCGGGAAGCACCCAGCCUUCCCAAGAUAUUCCAUCAGUUGGUUCGCUGCUUGUGACUAAAGCCACAGAAUGUGAAGCAUGUCGUAGCUUCGGCUUCACCACCUGCAUCUGCUUGUGCCAGCAGUCAUGGUCCCGGCCUCCUUCGUCACGCGUAGAAGAUCGGGUGAUUGAAGAAACUUCCGCACGAUCUGCUGCUGCAAGCGCUCGGCCUUCCCGUGACAUUCCGUCAAUUGGUCCACAUCUUGUGACUCAAGCCACCGAAUGCGAAGCAUGUCGUAGCUUCAGCUUGAGUACGUGCCUUUGCUUGCGCCACCAGUCGCCCUUGGAAACCGGGCACCACAGAUCUUCUCGCAGGCAUUUUCUGUCUGAUGGUUGCUCAUGUGUUGGAAUGUUUGGUGUGUGUCUUUGCGGCUACGCGUGCCGCGCAGAGCUAUCACUGAAGGAACCAUCUUCGAGCAUCGCCGAGCAGUCUCCAAGCAGAAAUGAAACGUCUCCAAGCAUGGAUGGCCCAUCUGCGAGACAAAAUGUCCCGACGCCAAAAAUGGAAGGGGCCAGCUUCAAUCUUGCUUCUGGUCUUCAAGGUUGCAUUGACUUGGAUGCAGACAGCUGCAGCGAGCUAGAGCUGGACUUUAGUUGCUCGCAGGCCCUCCAGGUUCAAAGAGAGUGUCCCGUGCGGGUUUCCAUUCAAAUAGCAAAACGGGCAGCUGCACGAUUUCCAGACGAUCUGCCCCGUGCCAUUGCAGAGUCCUGUCGCAUUGCCUGCUCUCCCACACGUAGGCGAUCCCGGUCUCCAGUGCCCUUUCCAAGCAAUCUUCCACCAUCAGUUUCUGUUUUGCCGCUUCGUGAGCGCAUAGGGAGAUUUUGGAGCGCCAGGCAUGACAUUCUGGAAAGGACGGUCGGUACCCUGUACUCCCAACACCUCCGCGCGGAUGCCUGCGACGCAUUUGCUUUGGCUAGCCUGUUCCAUGCCUUGCCACACGACUGGCCGGUGCAACUUGACCACUUUGAUUUGUCAGUGGACGCGCUCUUCGAUGAUGAGCUAGAGCUUUGGCGACAGCGUGCAGCUGACAGUCUCCAUUUUGAGGGCACCAUUCAAGACGCUUGGAACAGCCAGCUUCACUUGGUUAAGCUUCUUCCGUUUUUCCUGGCUGUGCUUUGCCUGUUUGCGGAAAAGGCUGGUAUAGCCAGGGAGUUCCCUUUUGGAUUUGCAUUGCUCAUGGCACCUUGGCUUUGCCAUCGGUCCUUGCAUGUCUGUUUCAACCCGCUCAAGCCAGAGCAUGAAGUUCGAGCGCGCUUGUUUAUAGCAUUGGUCGCUGAAAGCAACUGCGGCAAAUCACCUUUCUUUCGUCAAGUGGUCGAUGCUGUCUUUGUUACGCACGAUCCUGCUCGACCUUGCUUGGUUGAUUUGUUUCCGGAGUGCUUCGUCUUACCUGGGCCUGGCAAAGAUAAAACCUUGUUUGUGCAACAAUGCACUAACAGUGACUUUGCCAGAAGGAUGAAAGCAACCCACGGACAUUUGUGUUGGCUUUCUGAAGAGGCAUGGAGCGCCUUGGAUGUUGCUUGGGCACGAGGCAAGGGUCGAGUGUCCCAAACAGAACGCAAAGUACAGCACUGCUUUCUGCAAAACACGCAGAAUGGCAAUUCUUACGGCCCCAUGAGUAUAAAUGCCGAACAAUUCUUCGUUCCCACCACAAACUUCGCCUUCUUUCAUGCCGGGCAACCAAAAGUUAUUCAUGAUUAUUGGGGCCAAGCAUUUCUGAAAGAUUGCCCAUUCGGCGGCAUGGGCUGGGAAUUUCGCCCGACAUAUCUAUGGCCAAGAGACCAGCCAGAACAUGAUGAAAGCAUGCCUCAUGUCACGUUCGCUGGUGCUACCAGGUUCCUACUGGAUAUUUUUGCCCGACUUUGCACAUGCUAUGGCCAAACUUUGGACUCCAAAGGCUUCAGCUCUUCUCCAAUCCCAAUCGAAAGGCAGGCUGCUGCCAUGUGGUCCAAAUUUCGGCACCAAGCAGAACGUGACAAGAGCACAGUACCCCCUUGUGCUGCGGAGGCAGUGGGAAAGCAUUGCUUUACAACCACUUCACACAUCACUGCAUGCCAUUUGCUGCAAGAGGCCUUUUUGGACAUCAAGCAGGGUAAAGUUGAUCUUGAUACCUUGCGCAAGCCUACAUCUGCAUCUUCAGCACUGGCCUCUUCCGCUGCUUGGCCCCAGUCAAUCCGUCCAGUUCCUGCCGAGUUGAUGCUUGCAGCGCCCGAGCACCUUCAUCUGAUGCUUACUGGCAUUUUGACUUGCUUCAAUGAAAUGAAGCUCGCCCAGCACGAACGAGCAGGCCCUCCUGUGCUGGAAGAAGAACGCCUUGGCCGCCGCCGUGCGCCCCAGCCCGCUUCCAACGCAGGAACGCCACAAAGUCCUGAUGAGCAUGCUCUAAGUCUUCUCCUGCAACGUUGCCAAGAACGAACCCAUAUCAGCGUGACAGACGCAAAUGUUGUCUUGCCUCGCCGCCUUGGGUUUCGUUCCGAUCAGCAGGCUUUGUGCCGUCUUUUUGAUUUGGCUGCUCAGCAUCAUGCGGGUGUGCGGGAAGGCAGCCCCAAUGUAGGCUUGCGCUUGCGGCUCACACUGGCCAAUAUGGAUGCAGCUUUCCGCCAGCAUUUGAACCUGCAGCUGUCAUCGCCUUCCACACUCCGACGAGCCGAAGAACCUGCAAUGGCCGGCGCUGGAAAACGUGGCUGCAAGCUGGGUCAACAUAGGGAGCGUCCAGAAGCUGCAGCGGACGGGGCUGGUGACGAUGAAGAGAAACCACAGGAAGGCAAAAGGAAAUUGGAAAAAAAAGAGCUGGUCACACCAGUAUAUGUGCCUGCACAGCCGCUGACAAGCAAAGACGUAGAAGAUGCUCUCAACGCAGCUCUUCAAGGUCAGCAUGAAAAAGUGCAUGGACAGCCGUUCAAAGUGAAGGCUACUUCAGUAAAAAGAAACAAAGGCAGUGCCUUCCAGCUCCGCUGCGCCAUUUGCCAGCAUCAUACAUGCUCUUGGAGAGGUAUGGCCUCCUGCAAAGCUGGUGAAUUCAUGGUGCAUUCUUCGUACAUGCUGAACAACAAGCAUGGUCAAGUCAAAAGGCCAAAAGCCAAGUCUGGGCGUAAACUAGGCCAAACUGCCAAUGCGGCUUUCACAGUGACAGAAAGCCUGGCCCACACAGGUGAUUUGGACCAGACAAGCAUGUGGAGGGCAGUUGAAAAGCACUUUGAAGAUAAGCCUCUGCAAGAUACCCUUUUGGUGCGCUGUCACCCACGCAAACCGACCAAAAAGGGACCUACUUGCGUUUUUGAAUGCAAAACGCAUAUGAACAGAGCAACUGAUUCGUGCUGUCCCUGGGGAGGCGCGGCCUGUAUCACAACUUUGGCCGACGGCAGCCACCAGCUCCACUUGAGAUAUCAGAGAUCGGAAGCACACGCUCCAGAUGAAAUGCGUCUCUAUGGAACACUGACGUGGCGACAAAGACAAGCAGCAAAGAGAUGCGAGAAGCGUGAUACUAUUUCAGUGACUGCUGCCGUAGACAAUGUCAAGGAUCGUGCCAACCCACACAUUCCCAUCCCUCCGUUGAAGCGGCCUUGUUUGCUUCAAUUCAUUCGGCGCACUCGAUUAAAGCUCGGAGCACAAGCAAAAGAAACACCUGCCUGUAGCAAGUCUUCCCACACUUGCAGCGACUUUGAAUUUUGCCGUGAUCGUUGCAAUGCGGGCUUGCCAGUUCCACUUCUUCCUGACAGCCCGGCAUUACUGCCAUCAGAUUCCCACGUCCGUGUUGUGGACAUGCACUUGUCGCCAGAACAAGUCUGUGUACCCAUGGUUUGCCCUCGCCUCAUUGCUCUCACCUUGUCCUUAUUGCAAAAACCAUGGAAUUUGAAGCUUUCCACGGAUGGGACCUAUCGUUUGCUCUUUGAUUCAUACACAGUUCUCACCAUGGGCGUGAAUGUGAAGAAUUGGUCCCCACGAAAAGACCUGAACAUUUAUAGCUUCCGUAGCUCGUUUGUACCUCUUUGCUUUGCUCUGGCAAACAAAGAGAAUGAAGAAGCGUACAGCCACAUGAGCAGCACCCUAUUCAAAACGGCCCAAAAUUUAGGACACGAUCUACAAGCACAUCAUGUCCUGCAGUGGCAUGGCGACAUGCAUUUAGGAAUUGAAGCUGCACGUCGCAGAGUUGCUCCAACGUCGAUCAGGCUUUCUGACUGGGCGCAUGUGACCGGAGCCACAUCCCAGGGCCCAUCUGGACUUUCGGGUCUUCUCACCAAAGAAUUACCUGCUGCAGUCAAAGAGUCAGUGUUGCCGUGGAUUUUGCAAUACUGCCGGAUCUCGAAGCAAUGGCCUGCUCUCCUCUUCCACGUGGUGUGGGAUGCAAUUUUUGCUGACUUGGAGGGUUUGUGCGAAGCAAGUACCAUCAGAAAGCUCCAACGUCACUAUUUCAUGUGGCAAGAAGAUGUCGAGCGCUGGGACGCGCCUUGGCGAUCUGCACCAGAUAGAAUCAUGCCAGGGACAGAUGCAGGGUCUGCACCUCAAGAAUCUUGGCACAACUCUGUUCUCAAAGCCGCCUUUGGCAACAUUCCACGCAAACCAGGAGAGGUUGCUCGAAUACUGGAAGAGCGAGUGGUCAAGCCGCAGAUUCAAACUCUUCUUGCCAUGGAGCACGAUGGACAAACCUUCCAAGACUGGCCUGGAAUCGGUACUUUCCUCGACCAACAUAUCUUGGCAGGCGAUGUCCAGUUAAAGAAAGAAGGCCGCACAUCAGGCAAGACGCUUCUCGCUUGGCGCAAGCAUCAGAGGUGGCAAGAUGAAAAUGGGAACGUUUGGAUGCUGGUUCCCACAUCCAAAUUCAAGACCGACUGGUCGAAAUCCACUGGAAAAAAGGUGUACAAGCCUCGUUCACCUCUGCCCUUGGAUUCUGAGGCUGUCAGGCAUUAUGCAGCAUUGAUCACUGCGGCCUCUCUCCAUGAGGUACGCGAAGCCUUAUCUGCUUUGGACUUAUACGACGGCCAAUCCAAGUCUUUCAAAUGCUGGCACAGAACAGCAAAAGCGUUGGAUGAUUGGCGUUGUGUCGUCUCUGGCCCCUUUGUGGAUUCUUUGUGGAGAGAAUACCAUGAUGAACCUCCUGCUGUUCAAAACAAACAUCGGCUUUGGCUUUGCUAUGGUUGUCAUGUUGCAUCACUCUGGGGUCCAUGUGAACAUGCGCACUGUUGCAUGGAGCAUGAGGGCCAAUCGUCUUCCAGUACGUUGCCGAAACCGAAGCCAAAAGGCCGCCCAUCUGCCAAAGCAAAGAUCAUUGCUUCUCGAGCCUCGCCUCCCCAGAUCAUCCCCGGCAAUGUCCAUGCAGAAAGAGCUGGCAGCACAACGCCUGGGCCUGGUCGCUCCUCUUCAGAUUCUGUGAAAGUGUCUUCCUCUCCUGACAACCAAGAACUGCGUUCCUUGCUUCGGUCUGCAUCACUUGGCCACCUGUACCAACCGAUGCUAGAACAAAGUGUCACCAUUGCAGCCUUGCGUCGCUUUUCCAUGUCGGACUUUUUCACGGUGUUUGGGAUGUCCGUUGGAGAAGCAAACGGCCUGAUGGAAGCCUUGGAGUCUCCGCCAACAGUCAAUGCCUCAGAGAAGAAGGAGGCUCCCCGUCAAGAACAAUCUCGUGGUGCAGGAAAAACUGUGCACAAUGGCGGAGAGGGUGAGUGCAUUGACCUCACCCGCGGUCCGAAUUCGCAAGGCUUUUUGACCACCUGUGAACUUGUCGCUUUCUGCCUGCACUUGUGCUUCCUUUUUCUGAUCCUGAGUCAGUACCCGAUGUGCACCAAAUUCGAGAUUGUGUAUCCGCGGGAUCUGCCCGUCUCAGAAUGUCGUGUCACCUGGACUUGCUUGAAGCUCAAGUGUCAGAACGGAGCACACGAACAUGGAGUGAUGCAACCAAAGUUGCACUGCUUGACCCUCGCGCACGAUGUCUCUGCACGCCUGCCUGCUCACACGAGGCAUUUGCAAAUGAGCGUCAUCUUCACCAGGUCGUGUCACAUGGACUUGUCCCACCGAACUAUGGCAGGUGGAUUCUUCGACCAAGCCGCCCCCAACCUCAGCAAUGUCAUUGCAUCGGCAAGAUCGCCGACCCUGCCUGCGGCCCAGAAGAAGGACGCCCAGGAGGCCUACAAGCUCCUGCAGGGCUUGUACCAAGCCACCAAGGAGGCCCUCUUCCCGGCGGAGCUCCCGGUGAUCUCGGCGGUGGAGAGCUUGCAAAUCACCAGCGGAGAAGAUCCGUGCCUGCCAUUCAGCGAGGAAGAGACCUUCUGGUUGAGCAUUUUCAAGGUGCACGACGGAGAGGCCGGGCCAGUCCAAGAGAUCCUCGUGCAAGAGACCGAGACCGACGAAGAGUACAGCACGGAGGACGAGCUGAAGCUCCGCUUUGCCGGCCUCCACGCCUCCGACGUGGCGGAGCCAACAGCGACGAGGAGUCCACCCCCACCGACCUCACCAGCAAGCGCCCACCCUCCAGCUCUUCCAAGUUUUGAUCGAGAGAUGCAAGCGGGACAAAAAGGAAUGUCAGCAG
Messenger RNA from Cladocopium goreaui, 8167 nucleotides. Lineage: Eukaryota; Dinophyceae; Suessiales; Symbiodiniaceae. The record is from the annotation of a GenBank genome assembly.